GUGUUGGGGUCUGGUGAAGGGUAUUGGGGUCCCACAGGGGUGUCACCCACGGGUCCCACCCCCCAGCCAGCAGAGGAGAAGGCGCAGCUGCUGCAGAACAGCGAGUACCAGGAGCGCAUGGUGGAGUCCACCUUCCUGUACCUGACCCUGGACCUGCCCACGGCCCCGCUCUACAAGGACGAGAAGGAGCAGCUCAUCAUCCCCCAGGUGCCCCUGUUCAGCAUCCUGGCCAAGUUCAACGGCAGCACCGAGAAGGAGUACAAGACCUACAAGGAGAACUUCCUGAAGCGCUUCCAGCUGACCCGCCUGCCCCCCUACCUCAUCUUCUGCAUCAAGCGCUUCACCAAGAACAACUUCUUCGUGGAGAAGAACCCCACCAUCGUCAACUUCCCCAUCACGAAUGUGGACCUGCGGGAGUACCUGUCGGAGGAGGUGCAGGCAGCGCACGCUCACACCACCUACGACCUCAUCGCCAACAUCGUGCACGACGGGAAACCUUCGGAGGGCUCCUACCGCAUCCACGUCCUGCACCACGGCACAGGGAAGUGGUACGAGCUGCAGGACCUGCAGGUGACCGACAUCCUGCCACAGAUGAUCACCCUGUCCGAGGCCUACAUCCAGAUCUGGAAGCGGCGCGAGGAGGAUGAGACAAACCAACAAGGGGCCUGAGACCCCCAGGGACACCCCCAGCCCCCUUGGGGCCACACGAAGACCCCCUUGGGGUCACUCCCAGUCCCUUAUGGAGACCCAGAGAACCGUUUGGGGACACCCUGAGCCCCUUGGGAUCACCCAUAACCCCUCUGGGGA
Empidonax traillii (willow flycatcher) is the source of this 807-nucleotide messenger RNA. RefSeq names its product U4/U6.U5 tri-snRNP-associated protein 2-like. The transcript is spliced from 4 exons. Gene Ontology annotation, biological process: protein deubiquitination. Lineage: Eukaryota; Metazoa; Chordata; Aves; Passeriformes; Tyrannidae. The record is from RefSeq and is a predicted model, not a curated record. Gene Ontology annotation, molecular function: cysteine-type deubiquitinase activity. The annotation marks the transcript as partial.